UCACGGCGACGCAGUUAACGACGGCCGUCAAGAUGGUGCUUGAAAGUACUAUGGUCUGUGUGGACAACAGCGAGUACAUGCGAAAUGGAGACUUUCUGCCCACCAGGCUGCAGGCUCAGCAGGAUGCAGUUAAUAUUGUUUGUCACUCCAAGACUCGCAGCAACCCUGAAAACAACGUGGGCCUCAUUACCAUGGCAAACAACUGUGAGGUGCUGACUACACUGACUCCAGAUACGGGGAGGAUACUGUCCAAGCUGCAUGCUGUGCAGCCCCGUGGAAACAUUAGCUUCUGCACUGGCAUCAGGGUGGCACAUUUGGCACUGAAGCACAGACAGGGAAAAAACCACAAGAUGCGCAUUAUUGCAUUUGUUGGCAGCCCCGUGGAGGACAAUGAAAAAGAAAUGGUCAAAAUGGCAAAGCGUCUGAAGAAAGAAAAGGUCAAUGUGGAUGUCAUUAAUUUUGGAGAGGAGGAGAUGAACACAGAGAAGCUGACCUCCUUCAUAAACACACUUAAUGGUAAAGAGGGAGCAGGCUCCCACCUGGUGACGGUGCCUCCAGGUCCCAGCCUGGCCGACGCUCUGUUGUCCUCCCCCAUUUUGGCUGGAGAAGGUGGUGCAGUGUUGGGCCUGGGCGCCAGUGACUUUGAGUUUGGAGUGGAUCCUAGUGCAGACCCAGAGCUGGCCUUGGCUCUCCGUGUGUCCAUGGAGGAGCAAAGGCAGCGACAAGAGGAUGAAGCUCGCAGAGCCGCUGUUGCAUCGGCUGCUGAAGCUGGCAUUGCCUCCCCUGCUGCAGAUGAAUCCGAGGAUGCCCUGUUGAAGAUGUCUGUUCCACAUACAGACUCGGCCACACCUGCCCUACCAGAUUUCAGUCGCAUGACAGAGGAUGAACAGAUCGCCUACGCUCUGCAGAUGUCCAUGCAGGGAGCAGGAGCAGAGUUUGGUGCUGAGGACAUGGACACGGGUGCUGACAUUGAAUCCAGUGAAGCCAAGGAUGAAGAGGACUACGACGUUAUGCAAGAUCCAGAGUUCCUUCAGAGUGUUUUAGAAAAUCUUCCAGGGGUUGACCCCAACAAUGAGGCCAUCCGUAACGCCAUGGGCUCGCUGGCUUCCCAGACUGGCUCUAAACCUGACACCAAGAAGGAUGAGGAGAAAAAGAAAUGAGGAUCCAGAGAAAAGAGUUUAAUGUUUAACAACAUGAUAAAUAAAUAAAAAGUGAGAAUUGCACUGCAUGUGUCAUUCAAGGCUACCAUGUUACUCUCCUCACUACAGGAAAUAUUUGUUCAUCCAUUGUUUAUGUCAUGUGUCAACUGUAAACCUUUUUGCCUGUUCUGUUUUGGGGCCUACUCUGAUCAUAACCCUUUUUUUUUGUGUCAAGCACAUGUGCUUAAUUUUGAAUCUUUUGUAAUAACAUGGACAGAUUUCCUCAAUAAAUUUACAAAAUACAAGUGCA
This is a messenger RNA of Mugil cephalus (flathead mullet), 1449 nucleotides long. RefSeq names its product 26S proteasome non-ATPase regulatory subunit 4-like. NCBI's taxonomy places the organism in Eukaryota, Metazoa, Chordata, Actinopteri, Mugiliformes, Mugilidae. Gene Ontology annotation, molecular function: polyubiquitin modification-dependent protein binding. The transcript has 10 exons. Gene Ontology annotation, cellular component: proteasome regulatory particle, base subcomplex; nucleus; cytosol. Gene Ontology annotation, biological process: proteasome-mediated ubiquitin-dependent protein catabolic process. The record is from RefSeq and is a predicted model, not a curated record. The coding region runs from base 33 to 1160 and encodes 375 amino acids.